Messenger RNA from Batrachochytrium dendrobatidis JAM81, 769 nucleotides. RefSeq lists its product as uncharacterized. The transcript has a single exon. Lineage: Eukaryota; Fungi; Chytridiomycota; Chytridiomycetes; Rhizophydiales. The record is from RefSeq and is a predicted model, not a curated record. Bases 4 to 501 code for a protein of 165 amino acids.
CGUAUGGCACAGCAACAGUUGCUGAAUCAGUACUCCCAGCAGCAACAAACGUUGGGAUCCACCAACUUGGACGCUGGGUACAAUGCUCAAUAUCAACUUGAGCAGCUGCGUGAGCUACAGUUGCGUGGGCAACAGCAGAAGCUAAACCGUGGAGGGCUUGGCACAGAAAAUAGUCAGAUAAAUCUAGGCGAUAUAGUUUCGCAUAAUCGUCAACGGCUGUUUGAAAAGGGUCAAGACGAUUCUGUGUUUUUGAAUGAUGCUGAUAUGGCUUCACAACAACAAAUGUCGCAUUUUUUCAAGGACCUCCCGCAGGCCGGUCGGGAGGAAUUGAUCAAUGGGAGCCUGUCUCAACAGCAGCAGCAAUCCAUGAAGAACGGAAACUUGGAUAUCAUGACCAAAGUUUCACUGGCCCGCCAACAACAGCAAAUGCUUCAGCAGCAACAACUACUUCAGCAAAAUCCUCUUGGAUCAGCUCGUCUGCAGUCGUUUGGAAAGUUUUAGAUGAAUCAGUUACCCUGCCAUCUGCUACGACUGCAAUACUUUGCCAGACUAGCCGACCAUCUACUGAUUUUAUAACCGACUCAUCUAAACCCACUUUACUUUUUGAUACUUUUGCACAAACAUCUAGUCAAACUACUACUGACUCUUCACUCGUGCCAUUAUUUUCCAACCCUCUUAUUUCCACGACAUCUUACAAUCCCGACUGUCGUGCCAACUCUUUUCAAACACCAUUUUUCUCAUCGUCAUUAAACCGUACUGAAAACUCUUC